ACACUCUAACCGAACCUGGCCUGUUUACUAUUAUCGCGAUCAAUAUACAUAUACAGAAUUCGGCGGAUUCAUUCAUCAGCGCAUCUUUCAGCGGAACCCUAAAAACUCCUGAAUUUAUUUGAGUUGAUUACGUACGUUUUUGAUGAGUCCGUGUUUGAUUUAUUCCUUGGGUUCAACAUAAAAAGUCUGAUGGAUCUUGCCGCCGCGGCUUUAUGCAUUGGCUUUGCCUCCCUAAUGAGAUUUUCAAGCAGUAGCAAAAAGAUGAAUUGUGAGCUUUUACGUCGAGCUAUACCGGUGAAUGACCUAAAAGGGUUGGGGGAAUGUCUUGAAAAUAAUAAGAUAAAAAACCCCACUGUUAUGGUACAUGGAACAGUUGGAUCAACCUCAACCGUGGCCGUGGAGAACAGCCGUUUUGGUGUUUUCAUAAAGGAAACGACUUCACUUGAGUUAAAAAGGAUGAAUCUCUUUGUUUCGGCAGUACCGGACUCGAGCAGUAUCAUCAUCGAUACCGAGGAAGCGGAUUCAGUUGAGUUUGAGAGGACGAAUCUCUUUGAUUCGGCAGUACCGGACUCUAAAACCAUUUCUGUAAGCCGUAAGGAAGUUCCUUGGUAUUUGGAUGAUGGUACUGCUCGAGUCUAUGUAUUGGAUUACCAAUAUGCCACAGGAUUUUAUGAUACUUUAAAAACGUACUUCUCUACUGAACCAGUCAUUACAUACUUUAAAAGCCCUGUUUCUGAUGAAAAAAUCAAGAUUACUGAUAUUGACUGUAACAAGUGUUCUCAAGUUCUUGAGAUUGGCACGUAUUUGACUGUUGUUGGUAAGGCUGUGAGAGACAAAGAUGGAGCUCCCACGAUAGGAAACGCAUAUCAGUUCUUCAAUGGACAUAUACAACUUAACGAAUUGGUUACUGAUUUGGAAUCAGAAUCAGAGGGACUCGGGAAUUUAUCCUUUUGCUUAACAGUUUUGGGUGCAAUUUUGCUAGCUCUGAACAUAAUACAAACUGCUGUAGAAAGACCGCGAUGAUAACGCAUAAAUCAAUUUGAGUUUUUGCAUUGUUUUUAACUGUCGUUCUAUUAGUCGCUCACUUUAUAUGUUUAUCAAUCAGAUUAAAACAAACAACGUGAUUGUGUUAUU
Raphanus sativus (radish) is the source of this 1134-nucleotide messenger RNA. Its product is annotated as E3 ubiquitin-protein ligase SP1-like. Lineage: Eukaryota; Viridiplantae; Streptophyta; Magnoliopsida; Brassicales; Brassicaceae. Gene Ontology annotation, molecular function: ubiquitin-protein transferase activity. Bases 190 to 1023 code for a protein of 277 amino acids. Gene Ontology annotation, biological process: organelle organization; protein ubiquitination. The record is from RefSeq and is a predicted model, not a curated record. The transcript is spliced from 9 exons.